ACACUUCACCUCAAAUUAGUUUAUGGCAACCUUGGUGAAGUUGUGUCUAUUGUCGUUCUUUCUUUUCCCUCUCAAAGGCGCAAGAGGAGAAAUCACUUGCGCUACCAUGUCAUGCGGUGAAAUCGAUAUUCGGUUUCCUUUUAGUUUGAAAGGAGCCAAUCAAAGUGGUCGGUGUAGCUACCCCAGAUUCCAAGUUUCGUGCGACAACCUUAGCCGAACCAUUCUUAACCUCCAUGGUUCGGGGGAUUUGGUCGUUAAAAGCAUCAAUUACGAGGACCAAACGGUUAAGGUUAACGACCCCAAUGGGUGCCUCCCAGAACGCUUUUUGCACAACUUGAGCCUUACUCUCUCCCCAUUAUUCACGUUUGACGCCACCGUUUACGACCUCACUUUCCUUCGUUGUCCCUCCAACAUAACCGAGUCAUAUCCAUUCCCAACAAUUUCUUGCCUCCGAGAUGGUAACACUAGAACCUCGAACUCCUCAUCGGUCAUAUUUUCGUGGUGGCCACUUAGUGACUCAUCACCUUGGCACGAGUGCGAUGUAAUAUCCUCAACUUUUGUUCCCAUUCCAAACGCAAACGCAAACGCGGCCACGCCACUCUUCUUGCCUGAUCUUAACAACGAUAUUGAGUUGAAGUGGAAGGAGCCCGCGUGUGGGAAUUGUGCUUCUCGUGGCCAAGCUUGUGGGUUCACCCGUGAUACAAGUCUUCAAGUUCGAUGCUUCGCUGCUCCCAACGAAAGCCAAGGUCUUUCAAGAAGUGCGAAAUAUGGGUUGACUAUAGGAGUGGGAAUACCUGGACUCUUGUGUUUGACUGGGCUUUGCUGCUUUGUGUGUAGCAAGUUCAACAUGUACACACAUCGUCACCAGGCCAGGCCCAGCGCUGAGCUUCCGAGUUCGAUUAUGACCCUACAACCAUCCUCAUUCGUAAUGGGCCUUAAUGGGCCGGAAAUUGAAAAAUUCCCCAAGACUCUUAUUGGUGACAGUGGGCGCUUACCGAAUCCGAAUGAUAGCACGUGCCCAAUAUGCUUGGGUGAAUACGAGCCCAAGGAGAUUUUGAGGACCAUACCUGAAUGCAACCACUAUUUUCAUGCACAAUGCAUAGAUGAGUGGCUCAAGAUGAACGCUUCGUGCCCUUUAUGCAGGAAUUCACCCGAUGCUUCCUCUACUGUUACCCCUUCUUCUUCUACUUUAUCUAUCUUUUCGUCUUCUCCGUAGAUCAUUUAAAUAACCCACGUAUAAUAGCUGCGUAGAAAAGACUGCUAGUAUCUUUACUGUAAAAUACUAAAUUUUCAUUUUUAUAAUAUAAUAAGGAUGUUAUUC
Molecule: messenger RNA, 1321 nt
Organism: Abrus precatorius (Indian licorice)
Lineage: Eukaryota; Viridiplantae; Streptophyta; Magnoliopsida; Fabales; Fabaceae
Product: putative RING-H2 finger protein ATL21A
Exons: 2
Coding region: 23-1216 (397 amino acids)
Molecular function (GO): polysaccharide binding
Source: RefSeq, a predicted model, not a curated record